CAGAGCCAGGCAAUGCGUAUUGUGAGGACCAUCGGCCAGGCUUUCGAGGUGUGUCAUAAACUCGGCGGUCAGUCCCGGCCAAACUCGGACAUCAAAGAGGAAGUCGGUGACCGCCUGACUGAGGAUAAUGACCGCAAAGUCACCAAGAGUGAGUCAUCAUGUCUUGACUGCGGCCUCACUUGUUAUAUAUCCUUACAUACUUGCACUUUAAACAUCAUUGAAGACUAUUACAUUGUGUUAACACUUACAAUGGACAUCGUGCUUGCUUUAAACCGAAGUCAGAAUUACAAUGGACAAUAGCACCAUGUUGACUUCAAUUACAUAGCACCAUGUUGACUUCAAUUACAUAGCACCAUAGUGACUUCAAUUACAUAGCACCAUGUUGACUUCAAUUACAUAGCACCAUGUUGACUUCAAUUACAUAGCACCAUGUUGACUUCAAUGCCAUAGUACCAUGUUGACUUCAAUGCCAUAAUACCAAAACAGCAUUAUUAUAGUUACAAUUUUAGACUAACUUAACCAUUACACUUUUUUAAAAAUAACUGUCUAUAUCUAAUACUUGAUCUUUCUGAAGAUAAAGAAAUUACUAUGAUCAAUACUUGAUCUUUCUGAAGAUAAAGAAAUUACUAUGAUCAAUACUUGAUCUUUCUGAAGAUAAAGAAAUUACUAUGAUCAAUACUUGAUCUUUCUGAAGAUAAAGAAAUUACUAUGAUCAAUACUUGAUCUUUCUGAAGAUAAAGAAAUGUCUAUGUCCAAUACUUGACCUUUCUGAAGAUAAAGAAAUGUCUAUGUCCAAUACUUGACCUUUCUGAAGAUAAAGAAAUGUCUAUGUCCAAUACUUGACCUUUCUGAAGAUAAAGAAAUGUCUAUGUCCAAUACUUGAUCUUUCUGAAGAUAAAGAAAUGUCUAUGUCCAACAUUUGACCUUUCUGAAGAUAAAGAAAUGUCUAUGUCCAAUACUUGAUCUUUCUGAAGAUAAAGAAAUGUCUAUGUCCAACACUUGACCUUUCUGAAGAUAAAGAAAUGUCUAUGUCCAAUACUUGAUCUUUCUGAAGAUAAAGAACUGUCUAUGUCCAAUACUUGAUCUUUCUGAAGAUAAAGAAAUGUCUGUGUCCAAUACUUGACCUUUCUGAAGAUAAAGAAAUGUCUAUGUCCAAUACUUGAUCUUUCUGAAGAUAAAGAAAUGACUAUGACCAAUAAUUGAUCUUUCUGAAGAUAAAGAAAUGUCUAUGUCCAAUACCAGAUCUCUCUGAAAAUAAAGAACUCUUUAUGGCUCACACAUGAUCUAUCUGCAGAUAAGGAAGCAGGAAGCCAGGAGAAGAAAGAGUUGAACACGGCGUCCAAGGACGUCAGCAAGGAGAUCCACAAGCCCAACCCUCCCAAUGAGUUGAGUUUAAAGAACACUCAGCAUGGACUCCCUGCGGUAUGCAUUACAUCCAUGCCCUCCCAGACGUCUCUCUGUCUCUGUCUGUCUCUGUCUGUCUCCAUCUCUUUGUUUCUCUCCAGAUAUCUCCUUCUGACUCUCUCUCUCUCUCUGUAUGUGUGUCAGCACGGACUCACUUCGGUAUGUAUUUAUCGAUACUCUUCCAAGCCUCUUUAUCUCCAUCUCUCUCUCUCUCCAUCUCUCUCUCUCUCUCUCUCUCUCUCUCUCAUACCACUCCUUUUCACCAAUUUCGUUUUUCAGAGUUAGAUAAAGUAAUUUCUUUACCAAAGGUCCCCAUCUUAAGCGUAAACACGGGUCUUUUCUUAUAACUAAUACAAAUCAUCUCCAUUAGCCAACUUUCUAUAGGAAGAUGGCCAUAUAUUACAGUGUUAUUUCCCUCUGUCAGAAAAUGGCCGUAUGUUAUAUUAUUUUUUUCCGCCCCCUCCCCACCCCACCCCCAGCUCCCUAUGAAACUUUCGACGCCCCUCAGCUCCCCUGUCAUGCUUGGUGACCGCGGGGACAGCGGCAAUGGGAGCGGUAGCGAGCUGUGUCAGCUCCCUCUCAGUCAGCAUCACCAGAUGCAGCUGGUCAGACAGCAGCUUGAACAGCAGCAGCAUCAGACACAGGUAUAGGAUCAGGUGUUUUGUUUUGUGUCAGUACUGAUUCAGUCCACGGGAAUCGUACCACAAAAAUAAAAAAAACCUUAAAAUUUAGAAAAAUAUAUAUAUAAUGAAUAGGAUGUAAUAAUGCACUGUUUCUUAAACUUUUUUAUACCGUUGACACCCGUGGGUGGGACCUCCCUCCCCACCCCCCCACCCCCCUCACAAAAAAUAUUAAAUAACAAAAAUGUCUCUUCCCACUCAGGUUGCGAUUGCACAAGUUCAUCUCCUGAAGGACCAGCUUUCAGCCGAGACGGCAGCCAGAAUAGAAGCUCAAGUAAGUCACGCAAUGUUAGGAAUGGGUUCGAGAACUCUUAUGAACCCAACAGAAUCGAUUGUUCUUGCUAAGGCAAAAGGAUCGAUCUCUACCCCACAACCCCCCCUCCCCAAACAGUACGGUUCAUUGUAGGUUUAAACUAAUGGCAACCACGUGACUCCAAUUUUACCAACUGAUUAUUUAAAACAUGAAACGGACCAUCAUAUUUAUGGAAUCCUCGCCAAUGAAAGUAAGUUAUCAAAUUAUACACGUCAAACUAAAUAAAUAUUCACAACUAUUCAAAUACAUCCUAAAUUGAACUAAUUUAAUAAACUUUUUUUGUUUACAAGAUAAAUGCCUGCACCAACUCAAGUAGCUUCAAAAGCCUGUCAACAAUGAUUUUAGAACAAGGAUUCCAUUAUUGUUUGUGUUAUCCAGUUAUCCACCCUUAGUAACCAUAUUUACACAACCCCCCCCCCUCGCGCGCACACACACACACACCUUUUUCGGUUUUCCACCCAAACCAAUCGAGAAUGAAAUUUCUUCCCAAUAUAUUAAACGAUGUUCUCUGUUAAGAUGUAUAAAUUUAACCAUCUAACCACAUGUAAAAUUGUGGUAACCCUUACAGUUACCACAUGUAAAAUUGUGGUAACCCUUACAGUUACCACAUGUAAAAUUGUGCUAACCCCACAAAAAAAUUGUGCUAACCCUUACAGUUACCACAUGUAAUAUUGUGGUAACCCUUACAGUUACCACAUGCUCCAGUUUGUAAAGAUCCGGGUUGUAAACCAACUGAAUGUUUAACGCAUAUCCUUAAGUAUGAAUACGACGGUGGCAUUUCAUCGUGCGCUGGUUACCUUAGACAACCCCUACUGCCCCUUUGGGGUGCAUCGAUUUAAAGCUGUUUUUUUUUUAAAUGAAGAACUGGUUGUGUCCUAUAUCAGUGCUUCUCAAACUGUGUUUCGUCCGUGGCCCACUCAAACAAUUUUCAUUACCUCUGUAGCCCGUUUCUCUAUUUUCAAUAUGCAACAUUGAUAUGUGUACAUACAUUAAGUCCUUUUUUUUUCUUUUCAAAGUUUUCCUGGCCCCCAAGAAAUACAUCGUGGCACCCCCGGGGGAGCCGUAUGUUUCACGUUGAGAAAUGCUGUUAUACAUUCAAUUUUUUGUUCCCUCUUCCGUCUCACAGGCAAGAGCCCACCAACUGCUCCUCCACAACAAAGACUUGCUGGACCACGUGUCGCUCCUGGUGUCCCGCGUCCAGCAGCUAGAGAUGAAGGUCAACGGGGUGAACCCCCACAGCAUCGAGCCUUUCCACGCCCCUGCCCAGGUGGGAAGCUAUUCUAUCAAUAUCAGUGUGAAGCUUUUCCUACAACCGGUCGCGUUACAAAACAUGAUUUUAUCUUAAAACUAAUACAUGUUUUGUUUCGUCAUUUUUUUUUUUUGUGCAGUGCUUUUUAAUGUGUAUCAAAAAAAAAAAAAAAAAAAAAGAAAGAAAGAAAGAAAGAAAACUUUAAUAAUUGGGAUGGGGGAGGGAGAAAAAGGGGGAAGGGGGCUUAGAAAUGCAGAUAAUAUAUUUUGUAAAUUCAGUCGAGUCUAUGUAUUGUCGUUUGGGGCAAAGAUUUGAUUCAGGAUUCUUUCUUUUUUCUGCGAAAUAGGCUAUCAUUGUAUGGUCUUAUCUAGUGUUUCUUUCAGACAAUAUUCUCAGAUAAAUUACAAGUUUCCUCUUCAAUAUACUUGAAAAUAUUUUUUUUUUAAAAACAUAUUCAUUGUAUUUAUUUUACAAUUCAAGAUUUAGAUAGAAGAAUAUUUUCUAAAACUUUUCCAAAAAAAUAACUAUCAUAAAUUGGCAUGAUAAUUGAAUGCUAGUGCACAAAAACAGGGAGUAAUUUUUAAAUUUUUUUUAGCAUUCUAAUGGAUUCUCAUCUAAAUAAAUUUAUUAAUUUUUUUUUUAAAUGCGUGCUAAUAGGUGGGGCAGAUUUUUAAUAUUCUGAUAUUAAAAAGAGAAAAUCGGUUUAAAAUUUAACAAAUAUAGACCAAGUAUUUCUAAAAAAAAAACUCUCUUAAUCAGGAAACUGUUUAAAAAUCAAUAAACGCUUUUGAUUUCAUAAUAAAUUGCUGAAACGUGCAUUUGUGUAUGCGCCCGUUGAAUUCUUAAUGUUUGUUAAAAAAAAUAAUUAAUAAUAAUAAUAAUCAUUUUUUUUUAGUUUUUAUUUUAUCUAGUUCAACAUACAUGGAAUCGUGCACAUUUAAAAUUAUAAUAAUAAUAUCUUUAAAGCACGAUGACCGAUGCCAUCAUGCAAUUUAUCAUGAUAACCUAUCCCGACUUUGUCACGCUUUUAGGAUGAAAUAUAAUUUGAAAACAGAGUGCACAUUUUGAGCAGGAAUCGUCAUUUAAAUUAUAGAACUUUAUUCUGAUGUCAAGAAAGUAUUUAAACUUGUGACGUUGCAAAAUAUAAAUAAAUAAUAAUUACCCGAUUAUGCGAACAACGGGAGGUAAGCCUCCGGCUUAUAAUCGGGAGCGGCCAGUUUUCUGAACAUUGCCAUUUUUACAGUCAAAUAGUAACAAGAUUAGCCUUGAAUCAGAGGCGUAGCGAAAGAGUUUGGCGCCCGGGGACAAGAUUCGCCACCCGGGGGCAAGAUUCAUUUUAAAGCGCCCCCUUUUCUUUUUUUUCAACUCUCAAACCCAUCCUGUUCAUCAAUAAAAUAAUAUCAAAUCACGUUUGGGUGCCCCAACUAACUGUCGGCCGGGGACAUCUGUCCCCCCCCCUACAUCCCCUCGCUACGCUUAUGCCUUGAAUAUACGGAUCAUCAAAUAAAAAAUGGUUACCGGAAAUUUGUUCGAAAGAAAUUUCGUCGGCGGUCAAAUGUUCGACGGUAAUUUGAUUGAACGGAAAUUUGAUCGAAUCUUUUUUUUUCAGGUUUUAUGUUAAAAGUUUCGUUAAAUUUCUUUUUGAACGCACUAUACUAUAUAGUAAAACAAAAUAAUGCGUUCAAAAAGUACUUGAAGCAAAAUGUUAACGUAAAAACUAAAAAAAAAGAUUCGACCAAAUUUCCGGAUACGAUAAAUAAUAUAUUGAGCGUAGCAAUAAUUAAUAGGUUCCACUAAUUGUCACGGUUAAUCGCAUUGGCUACUAUUCUUUUGAUACAACCCCCCCCCCCCAUCAAACCGAGUUUUUCCUGAAAGAAACACUCGUCUUAUCUAAGUUACAAGCCUAGAAAGUUGCCAGUGCGUUUCUACAUGAUACAACCCCCCCCCCCCAUCAAACCGAGUUUUUCCUGAAAGAAACACUGGUCUUAUCUAAGUUACAAGGCUAGAAAGUUGUCAGGGCGUUUCUACAAUACGGUUUGAGGGUAAGGCUCAUAAAAAGCCAAUAUUUGAUGUAUGACGUCAUUUAAUGGCAUUCAUCUUUAUCUUUGCACAGAUUUUUUUUUUUUUUUUUUUUUUUUUUUUUUUUUUUUUUUUUUUUUUUUUUUUUUUUUUUUUUUUUUUAUAAUUUUUUUUUUUUUUUUUUUUUUUUUUUUUUUGUUUUUUGUGUGAAACUAUUCAUUGUUGUUUAACCCCGUACAGCAAGCCUCGAAAUUUCAAGUAAUUUUCAAAUCUGGAGGCUUUCACUUUCACUAUUUAAAUGUGUGUUGUAUAAAAAGGAUUUGAAAAAAAAAAUCAUUUUAACUCAAUCAACAAAAAAACAGUAAAUAGUUCAACUAGUUUAGCUAACAACUCACUUCCAGGUGUUACAUGUCGUUCUUGUAUUUUGCACGCCCCCUCCCCUCGUGUUCUCCUACAGUUACAGGCAUGAAACACACUCAAAUCUAAUGACGUUCGUUGCACUGCUAUCGUCCAUAGAUUCCCUCUCUCCCAGACGCGACCACGCCCAGACCCGCCCCCGUCUACCUGCCGGACAUGAGGCCGUCCAAUCAUUACUUGGACCACGGCGUGGUGGGCGGGGCCAGCACCUUCGCCAACACCAAAGCCGCGGGCCUCGACGCCGACUCCCCGGACAGCGGCCACAAGGAGAUGUCCUCGGAGAGUCUGUCCUACAGCCUCAGCAACGGCGACGGGAACGGUUGGCUGAACCCGUACGGCCCCACCUCCUUGACGUCGUCGUCACAGGACUCGGGGCGCCACGACGGCCACGGCGGUUGGAUGACGCCCACCCCUCGCUCCUCCUCCUCGCCCCCGUCCUCCUCACCGAGCAAAAGCAGCACGCUCAAGGCUGGGAGCACCAGCAGCAUCGACAGGUCGGGAGGGGGGAACGGUUCCACCAGUCACAUCCCGCACUCUUCGUCCUUCACGCCGGACUCUUACUUGUGCCGAUCACCGAACUUCUACAAGGCGUCGUCAGGGGGCUCCCCGCACAGGAAAGAAGCCUCCGACAAGAUCAAGCUCAUCUCUCCGCUGGCCUCUCCUCAGGGAUCGACCAGCAGCCACAGAAUGGACUAUAAAUCAUCGCCCCUGCCUCACAACAACAGCCACCACCAGUCGAUGUCGUCGACGUCGAUGUCGUCGACGUCGUACACCUCAUCUCCGUCGUCGUCGUCUGCAGCUUUGACCUACACCUUGUCCCACAUGUCGUCCGGCGGGACGGCCCCGAAGCUCGACCCGCCUCCGAAGUUCCGAAGAAGCUCGAGGCCGAUGGAGAGAUGGGAGCGAGGCAGUUGGUACAUGUCGUCCCUGGCCGAGCCCCCCGGGGCGUUCGCCUCUGACAGUGAC
This is a messenger RNA of Lymnaea stagnalis (great pond snail), 7048 nucleotides long. Lineage: Eukaryota; Metazoa; Mollusca; Gastropoda; Lymnaeidae. The record is from the annotation of a GenBank genome assembly.